AUGGUCGAUGAAGGCUUGCUGGCCCCAUUCUUGGGUGCUCUACAAGCCUGUGUAUCAGUUCUACUGACUAUGUGUUACGGCGUCGCCGCACGUCGGCUUCAAUUGAUCCAUGAAGCCACGAUCAACGACAUGGCCGGUUUAGGAGUCAAGCUGUUCUUGCCGGCAUUGAUAGUUGUCAAUCUGGGCCAGCAACUUCAUCUGGGCACAGCGAUGCAUUAUCUGCCGGUAUUACUAUGGUCUGGCACAUACACUGCGGCCUCCAUUGGCCUGGCGCAUCUUGUUUCGCGAGUAUUCACACUGCCACAAUGGGUCACCCCAGCUUGCUCCUUCAACAACACCACCUCCCUUCCACUGUUGCUGAUGCAAUCACUCCAAAGUGUGGGGAGUCUGAAGCUCAUCCUCCGAGAUGAUGAAAAUGUGACAGAUGCCAUUGAGCGCGCUCAAAGCUACUUCUUAGUCUGCGCAGUGGUCAGCAAAACCAUCGCGUAUGUCGUCGGUCCCAAGAUGUUACAAGACGACGAAGACCAGGACAGCGUUAUCGGUCGUGCUGAAGAACGACAUCAUCCUCCUACUAUUCUCGAAGACGAUGAGCAGCUGAGCGAGCAAACGUCUCUUCUCCCCCAGCGUGCACAAAAGGCCCGACAGGUCGUCCGAGGGCGUCUCCAGCACUGGACCCGAUGGCUUGGCUCAUUUUUUCCACAUCGCGUGAAGCAGGAGCUCAUGGCCCCGUUCGGGUCUCCGUUUGCCGAUGUAGCUAUCCUUUGUGCCAUCCUCGGCGCAAUACUCGGCUUGGUUCCUGCAUUACACCGAGCAUUCUUCUUUCGAGACGAACAAGGCGGGAUCUUUAACGCAUGGCUCACCACUAGCGUCCGCAACAUCGGCCGGCUAUUCACCACACUCCAGGUGUUUAUUGUUGGGUGCAAGCUCGGAGUGACUUUCGAAAAGAUGGCAGCCGAAGGAAACUUGUAUCGGAUUCCCGUCAAAGCGAUCACGACUAUUUUCCUUGUGCGACUCGUGGUCUGGCCUGCACUGAGCAUCUCGCUCAUUUACGGACUGGCAAGACAUACCUCCCUCCUUGGGCAUGAUCCGAUACUUUGGACUGGCAGAGCUGGCAAAGGCAUCGGAGCGGGAGAAGAUGGCCAUUGCCAAAACAUUGACGGUAAGAAUGGACAUGCCUCAAAAUGGCCAUCUCUUACUCACGUUACUCAGAUCAUGUAUGGACUAUCACCGUUUGUGUGCUUUACUAUCACGGGCGCCCUCAAGGCAUCCGAGGCCGUGUUGAACGAAAGAGACUAA
Penicillium alfredii is the source of this 1296-nucleotide messenger RNA. Its product is annotated as Auxin Efflux Carrier superfamily. The transcript has 3 exons. Gene Ontology annotation, biological process: transmembrane transport. The record is from RefSeq and is a predicted model, not a curated record. NCBI's taxonomy places the organism in Eukaryota, Fungi, Ascomycota, Eurotiomycetes, Eurotiales, Aspergillaceae. Gene Ontology annotation, cellular component: membrane; endoplasmic reticulum. Bases 1 to 1296 code for a protein of 431 amino acids.